This is a messenger RNA of Herpailurus yagouaroundi (jaguarundi), 2564 nucleotides long. It is a transcript of the gene RNPC3, whose product is annotated as RNA binding region (RNP1, RRM) containing 3. NCBI's taxonomy places the organism in Eukaryota, Metazoa, Chordata, Mammalia, Carnivora, Felidae. Gene Ontology annotation, biological process: mRNA splicing, via spliceosome. The transcript has 16 exons. The record is from RefSeq and is a predicted model, not a curated record. Gene Ontology annotation, cellular component: U12-type spliceosomal complex. The coding region runs from base 87 to 1640 and encodes 517 amino acids. Gene Ontology annotation, molecular function: pre-mRNA intronic binding; protein binding; U12 snRNA binding.
AAUACUCAUUUAUCCCCAGCUUCUGUUGAUUAGCUCAUUUACACUGCGGCCUCUUCGCUUUCCGUGUUGCAGUUUCUCUGUGGGAAAUGGCGGCUCCCGAGCAGCCUCUACCGCCGAUGGCAAGAGGAUGUCAGAGCUCUGCUUCACUCUCUCCGUCACGGGGCGACCGAACCCUUCUUGUGAGGCACCUGCCAGCCGAGCUGACUGCUGAGGAGAAAGAGGAUUUGCUGAAAUAUUUCGGGGCGCAGUCGGUGCGCGUCCUGUCAGAUAAGGGACGACUGAAACAUACAGCUUUUGCUACUUUUCCUAGUGAAAAAGCAGCUAUAAAGGCAUUGACAAGACUUCAUCAGCUGAAACUUUUGGGUCAUACUUUAGUUGUUGAAUUUGCAAAAGAACAAGAUCGAGUUCAUUCCCCAUGUCCCUCUUCAGACACUGAAAAAAAGAAAAGAUCUGAUGAUCCUGUGGAAGAUGAUAAAGAAAAGAAAGAACUUGGUUGUUUAACCAUAGAAAAUGGGAUUGCACCAAACCAUGGGCUGACUUUUCCUCUGAAUUCAUGUCUCAAGUAUAUGUACCCACCACCUUCAAGCACAAUCCUAGCAAACAUAGUAAAUGCUUUGGCAAGUGUGCCUAAGUUCUAUGUACAGGUUCUUCAUCUUAUGAAUAAAAUGAAUUUGCCCACACCUUUUGGACCAAUUACUGCGCGACCUCCCAUGUAUGAAGACUAUAUGCCAUUACAUGCACCUCUUCCACCUGCAUCUCCUCAGCCACCAGAGGAACCUCCUUUGCCAGAUGAGGAGGAGGAAUUAUCAAGUAAAGAAUCAGAAUAUGAAAGCAGUGAUGAUGAAGACCGACAGAGAAUGACCAAACUAAUGGAACUAGCAAAUCUUCAGCCCAAAAGACCAAAAACAAUAAAGCAGCACCAUGUUAGAAAAAAGCAAAAAAUAAAGGAUAUGUUGAAAACACCAUCUACUGCACACAGCAGUUUACAUCCAGUGCUGUUACCUUCGGAUGUAUUUGACCAACCACAACCUGUAGGUAAUAAGAAAAUUGAAUUUCAUAUAUCUACUGACAUGCCAUCUGCAUUUAAGAAAGAUCUAGAAAAAGAACAAAAUUGUGAAGAACAAAAUUAUGAUUUACCUGCUACUGAAGGUGAUGCACCCAAUGUAGGAUUUGGAAAAAUCUUCCCCAAACCUAAUUUGAACAUCACAGAGGAGAUUAAAGAAGACUGUGAUGAAAUGCCAUCAGAGUGUAUUUCUAGAAGGGAGUUGGAAAAAGGCAGAAUUUCUAGAGAAGAAAUGGAAACACUUUCAGUUUUCAGAAGUUAUGAACCUGGUGAACCAAACUGUAGAAUUUACGUAAAGAAUUUAGCUAAACAUGUUCAAGAAAAGGACCUUAAGUUUAUUUUUGGGAGAUACGUUGACUUUUCUUCAGAAACACAACGGAUAAUGUUUGAUAUACGUUUGAUGAAAGAAGGUCGCAUGAAAGGACAAGCUUUCAUUGGACUUCCAAAUGAAAAAGCAGCAGCAAAAGCCUUAAAGGAAGCUAAUGGAUAUGUUCUUUUUGGAAAACCUAUGGUGGUUCAAUUUGCUCGAUCUGCUAGACCAAAACAAGAUUCUAAAGAAGGAAAAAGAAAGUGUUAAAAAUUAAUAAAGGUUCCUUUUGCUUCCAUGUCUUCCAACUGCUUUCCAACUUUGAGGAGAAGAAAUUGACACCUGGACUAUGGAACUAAAGAAAAAGGACUCAUGCUGCUUGUUCCACCGGACCUUGCAGACAGAUUGCAGGAGGUUGACAUGGUAAGAAAUCUUACCUUUUGCCAGCUGUCUCAGAUGUGCCAGGAUUUCUCAACUACAACAAUCUCAGGGUGAGCAAUAUUUAGCCAGUUAAAGUUUAUCCUGCCAACUAGCCAACUGUUGGGGAGGAAAAAAUUUCCUUCAAGAUUCUUCUAACGGGUCUAAGAAUUAAGCUGACAUGAAACAAAUUCAUAGUAGGAAAAAAACAAAUUUUAAUUAAUGGAGGCCCAAUAAUAACAUGAAGUCUUAAAUAUUCAAGUUAUAUGCUUCUGUACAUUUUAUGCAGAUGUUGCCAGGUGAACUGGGGAGACUCAGGGAGGUUCCAGGCCAGGGGGCCUCGACCUAGCUGAAGGAGUUGUCAAGAGCUCUCUGUCUUGUCUUGAAAAAACUCAAGGACAGGCACACAACACAGUGGAUGAGCGACAUAAGCAGGAAAGUUUAUUAAACUGAAGAGUAUAUUCUGGAGAUAUGAGAGCAAGUGAGCUCAAGAGAGAGCUGUGUGCCUUAGGGGUUGGGUUUCUAACUUUUAUUGACAGUUGUUAACUAGGGGGUGGAAUAUUUAUUACUUGGGGCAGGAAGCAGGCUUUCAUACUUUUUCUUACUAAUUUGGUCAGGGGUUUCCUGUCAUGGCAUCUGCCAUCUUGGGCCUGUCUGGUUUGAUCCAGAUUCUUGUGGACUGCUACCAGGACAGGCCUCUCUCUGACGUUUCUGAUAGCUGGCCAUGACUUCCUUGCUGCUGGCCUCCAGGUAUCCUGUUAGAACCUAACUGCUUAC